Molecule: messenger RNA, 1640 nt
Organism: Daucus carota subsp. sativus
Lineage: Eukaryota; Viridiplantae; Streptophyta; Magnoliopsida; Apiales; Apiaceae
Exons: 2
Coding region: 6-1271 (421 amino acids)
Source: RefSeq, a predicted model, not a curated record
AAGCAAUGACUGAUGAAGAAUAUGCUAGACUGAUAUUUGAACAAGAAAAUCCAGAAGCUAAAUUGGAUUUGGAGUUGAUUGCUGCAGAGGAAGCUGAACUGAAGAAAGAAUAUGUUGAAGCUAUAAACUCAGGACAAAUUCAGAAACCUGCAAAAUCAACUGCCAGACCAAAGGAAAAAGGAAUAAUGAUCAAGGAAACUACUAUUGCUGAUCAGAGUUUACCAAUCAAAAAGGUAUACUCUGAAGAUGAAUAUACAAGCAAAGGCAAAAGCAUAGUAGAUGAUCGCCUUGAGAAAGGCUGGAUUCAGAAGAAGCCUACAACCUCUGACAGAGAUCAAGUUGUAAAAGGAAAGAAAUCAGAAGCUGCAAUCUCUGACAAAGCUCAUAUUGCAGAAUCACAAGAAGAAAAAUUAACCUUUGACACAGCUCAAGUUAAUGAGGAAGCAAAGAAAUAUACAACCUCUGACAAGGCUCAAGUUGUGUUUAAACCAACUAUCACUCCUUUAUCAGGAUUUGUAAAGCCUAGUUUGAUGACUGAGAUAAAAUUUGACAAGGGUUCAAUUCAACCAAUCUCUCAUCAAAAAGCAGGAAGAAAUAAAGGAGGGUUAGGAUCAAAAUAUGAAGUAUUUGAGCAGAGCAUAGCAUCAAUGCCUAAUGAUCCCUCAUCCCUCUGUGCACCAAAGACUGGAGCUUUGCAAGAAAGAAUGGACAAGCUUGAUUCAGUUCAACUGGUGAAGAAUGACAGAGGUGAUAAUGUUCUCAUAUACUUUAUGUCUGAUGGAACAGUGUUUAGAGUUAUUGAAGCUGAUCUUUAUGCUAAACACUGGGAAGAGUUGAGAUAUGUUCAGUACAUAUUUCAAGUGAAGAACAAAUCAUGUCAGCACAUCGCAAAUCUGAUCAAGGAUCAAAUCAAGAGAAAGAUGGGUAUAACAGGAAACAAGAAUGCUGGACCUUUUAUUCCUAAGUACUUCAAUGAUCAAGGUCAGCUAGUUGAGAUGAAGAAGAAUUCAGCAAAAAUAGAAACAGUAGCUGGAAUCAGUGCUCUUACAUUCAAUGAAGAGUCUGAUAAAGCUUACUACAUCAGGCUGGAUAAAGACAUGAGAAGAAACAAGAUCUAUGAUCUUAGAGCUGCAAUCUAUCAAACUGGAGUUUCAGAUCCAGAACUAAGAGAGAUCAAGAGACAGAUGAUCACAGCACUUGCAGAAGCUGAAAGAGAACUCCUCAAGGAAUAUUUAAAGACAGCUCAUGGUGUCUAUGAAGCUAAGGAGUAAAGUAUCUGAUUGAUCAGAGUUUAAGCUGGAAGCUGAUCAGAGUUUAAUAAAGUCUGAUCAGAGUUUACAUAGUCAAGACUCGUCAGAGUUUACACGUGGAAAGAGCUCAGAAGCGGAUAUACUUCAAGGAAGGAUAGAAGCGGAGGAGUGAUUUGCUGACUAUGGAAACCAAACAGAAAACAGUAGCAAUCUUUGAUUGAUAGAAUACAUAGCUGAUUUAUAGGAUAUCAAAUCAGAGAUUGAUUUUGUAACUGUGUAUAUAUAGACACAGAUUAGGGUUACUCUAUACGAGUUGAGUUAUCGAGUAUAUUUUACAGAACCCUAGUAGCUCUUAGUGAUAAUAUAUAAAUCACUGAGAGAGUUUUUGUA